Trypanosoma cruzi is the source of this 862-nucleotide messenger RNA. Its product is annotated as DNA-directed RNA polymerase III, putative. Gene Ontology annotation, biological process: DNA-templated transcription. Gene Ontology annotation, molecular function: DNA-directed RNA polymerase activity; ribonucleoside binding; DNA binding. Gene Ontology annotation, cellular component: RNA polymerase III complex. Lineage: Eukaryota; Euglenozoa; Kinetoplastea; Trypanosomatida; Trypanosomatidae. The transcript has a single exon. The annotation marks the transcript as partial. The record is from RefSeq and is a predicted model, not a curated record.
AUGCCAACUUUCAAUUGCUGUAUAUAUAUUUUUAUUUUUAUUUUUUCUUCUAUACUGUCUGUGUGUGCUGCGAUGUGCGUGUUUUUUUUUUUUUGUGUGUGUCUGCUGUUGUUUACAUCUUUUUUUUUUUCUUUUUUUUUAUUGCGAUCCCCACCCCGUCACACUCCAAAUUUUACUUUUUUAGUGUUUUUUUUUUUUUUUCGGUUUCCUGUUGGGAAAUCACUUUUUUGGGAGAUGCCUUUGCCCACUCGAGGCAGUGACGAUGCCGCGUACAACACGCGGAAAUUGGCGCUCCUGCCGGCACUUAUCGGAAUGAAGGGACUUUUGAACCACCACAUUGCCUCGUUUGACCACUUAAUAAACGUGGAGUUGAAGAGGAUUCUUUUGAAUGAGUCCAACAGGGAGAUUAAGAGCAGCAUCGACCCGGACUUCUCCAUUCGAUACACAAAUAUCCGGGUUUGUCAACCGAGGGAGAUUGUGGGGAAGGGGCAGUUACCAAAGGUCGUUUCUCCACACGAAUGCAGGACCCGCGAUCUCACCUAUCGUGGGGAUAUGAUUGUGGAUGUGGAGUAUACAAGUCGUGACCGCAACAAACGGCCGUGCACGGAGACCGAUAUUAAAAUUGGGACAAUUCCCAUCAUGCUGAAGUCGAGUUCAUGUAAUCUGUUUGGAAAGACUCGUGAGGAGCUGGUCGCGAUGCGGGAGUGUCCUCUUGACCCAGGCGGUUACUUCAUUAUCAAAGGAGUGGAAAAGGUAUGCUUGGUACAAGAGCAGCAGAGCAAAAAUCGUGUCAUUAUUGAAGCGGAUGACAACGGCAAUAUUGUGGCUCAUGUUCAGAGCAAGACGCACUAUUCCAUUUCAA